This is a messenger RNA of Loa loa (African eye worm), 2660 nucleotides long. RefSeq lists its product as hypothetical. The coding region runs from base 26 to 2506 and encodes 826 amino acids. Gene Ontology annotation, molecular function: gamma-tubulin binding; microtubule minus-end binding. Gene Ontology annotation, cellular component: gamma-tubulin small complex; equatorial microtubule organizing center; spindle pole. NCBI's taxonomy places the organism in Eukaryota, Metazoa, Nematoda, Chromadorea, Rhabditida, Onchocercidae. The record is from RefSeq and is a predicted model, not a curated record. Gene Ontology annotation, biological process: cytoplasmic microtubule organization; microtubule nucleation; mitotic cell cycle. The transcript has 19 exons.
UCCAGUAUCAGACAUCAAAUGCAUAAUGGAAUUCAGCGGAUCUGAUUUUAAUCCAGUUCUGGAUGAUUUCAUGCGAGAAUUUGACUGCGACCCUUCUGAUCGUGAAAAUCUGUCAUGGUUACUGGAAGAUUGUACAGCUUUUAAAAUUGAUGCAAGGAACGCAAUUGAACGAAUACGUCAAAAAUAUGUUAAACGAAGUGAAAAAAGAGGUGCUCAAUUUGCGGACAUAGUCUGUCGAUUACAGAAACGACCAGAUUUGAUUUAUGCAGAUGAACUGGUUCUAUUUCUCAUAGCAUAUGCUUCAGAACACCAAUAUGCUAGGAAGAUUGAGCGAAAUGCAAAGCUGGUAGAAGCAAAUGCGAACACUAGUAGUAGUUUGGUAACACCGACACCCCGACAACGUACUACCAGAUUUACUUUAAGUCAUUCGGCGACACCAAGUUCAGGGAGUAGCAGACAAAGCCUUUUUUCAUCAAAACAUGUACAACUUUCAAAUCCGCAGGCUUAUGGACUUACCGGACGAGCAGCACAUCUUUCAGUUUUAUGCGAAGAGGAACUGACAAGGCAUGUACUGAUGGCUUUGCAAGGUAUCGAAGGUACUUAUAUUAUAUGUCGCGGUGACAAGCAUGCUGACUUACAAUUAGGUGACAUGCUUGCAGUUGAUGACACCUUACGCCUUCAGUUAUUACGAUUACUACCCAUCGCAAACGCUUAUUUGCAGUUGCGAUAUGAAUCGCAAAAGCCGUCCUCGGAUCGCCUUGUUCGGGCUUUAUCCACAGGUUUAUCUGAAGUAUUAUCCAGCUACAUGUGCCUCAUAUCCAUGUUAUAUACGAAGUACAUGUCCAGUCCAGGAUCAUUCACUUGUUUGGAUAUUUUGGUUGCACUGUCCAACUGGGAAAUCUUAUUACCACUUCUUUCGAAACUCGUUUGCACUUUUGAAGGGCGCAAAGGGAUGCAUAUUUUCAACAUGCUUUGCUCAUUUUAUUGGAGCACCGCUAAUCAAUUUAUACAGCAAUUUCUGCAUGUAUUGCUGCGCCCUAUGAUGUACAUUUUUCAUGAAUGCCUUCAUAGUUGGCUUGUCUAUGGACGACUGAUAGAUCCUGGUUUCCCGUGGAUGAUCGAAUUACAAAGCAAAUGGACGGCGGAAAAAAAUUGGUCAAAUGAGUAUAGAAUAGUGGAUGAUGCAGUUCCAAUAAUUUUCCGACAAUUCAAGGGAAUUAAAGAAAAGAUUUUUGUUGUUGGAAAGACUGUAGCUCUACUGGAAUUAAUGGGCAUGGAAGAUGACGAUCUGCACGAGAGACAGCGCAUAUUUUCUUCAGUUGAUCCAUUAAAAUGCUAUUUAUGUGUCUCAGCAGGCCAUCGCCUUUGGUAUGCUGUUAAAAAAUUAAUUCAUCGAAUGAGUGGCAAAGUUUCACAGAAUAUCGUUCAAAAGUAUAACUUUCAUGCCCAUAUAUUGGCGAUUGAGCGACAUUAUUUGUUGAACGACGAAUACUUUGCACUAACCUUUUACGAAAAAUUGAAGAAAGAAACAGGCAGUGACAAUGAUAUGCUGAAACUGGAUUCGCAGCAAGUUUCUCAGGCAUUCAGUGCAGCUAUUCAACAAUGUAAGAGUUGGCCAAAAGAUAUUUUAAAGCAAGCAAAGAUCGAUGCAACUUGUGGUUUGAUGGAGGAAUUUAAUGAAACAGGUGGCUCCUCUCAUCUUGUUGCAAGUCCUCGGGAUCAAAGUGGUUAUGCAACCAUUCGUUUAAAUUAUGAAUCCAAAAUCCCCAUCUCAAUUGUUCUGAACAAAAGUGCAAUGGGACGUUACGAGAAUGCAUUUGAAUUUAUAUGGCUUCUUAUUUCAACUGAUUUUCAACUUACUGCCACUUUGCAGGAUCACCACUGUUUCAUGAAAAAUGAACCAUUGUCUGAUGCAACACUUAUAGUGAAUAUAUUCACAGUAUCUUUUGCUCGAAUGUCUCAAAUUCUGAGCACUUUGCGUUCUUACGUCUCACAUAGUAUUGUGUUACAUCUUCGAGCAGCCUUAUUUCUGGAGAUGGAUAGCGUUGGUGAUCUAGAUGGUAUCAUAGAGGCACAUAAUCGAUAUCUUGGACAACUCGAAGAGGGCCUUUUCUUGAAUGAAGAAAACACGGCAUUGCAUAAUUUGUUCUGUGUACUUUUCUCAUUAAUAGCAGAUCUUCUCAGAUACUAUACCGCUUUUCGAUCAGAGAUGGUUGAUACAAUUGAGGCCCGUGAACGUUUCAGUAAGCAGCAGAAAAUUUUGACUGGCAAAGAUUUUCACGAUACCAAAUUUUUCGAACAAGAAGAAGAACGAAUUCGUUUAGAAGAACUGCAACAGCAUUUGGAAGAAUAUUAUCGGCCAAAAGUGAAAACUCUAAAUUCGAAAUUUGUGCUUCUUAUACGGGAUAUACUCAAUAUUUUAAUGGCACCACCGUGCAAAAUGCAUUAUAUCGAACUUGCAUUGCAGCUAGAUUUAACAAGCUUUUACCGGCUUUGUGAAAUUUAAUAAUUAAUUUCGAGGACAGUUCUGGAAAUCUCCAUGUCAUUUGCUGCUGAGUUGUUCGACCGUACAUAUCAGGUUUUUAGACAUACGAUACCAGCGGAUAUUGUUUUUCUUUUUGUCCCUAUUUAGUCACGAAUUUAUUUGAAUGAGAUUGAAC